CUAUCCCUCAAAAGAAUGGAAGAAAUUGAAGGCACGUCGAGGCAGGACAAAGCUAAGAUGUACGAAAAAAGAGUCGAAAAUAUUAUGAAUGCAUCUCAAACACAUCUAGUUGUGGCUACUUUAUUAGUUACAGUUACCUUUGCAGCUGGCUUCACAUUGCCAGGAGGUUUUGAUAGUGAUCCUAAUAGCACUAAUAAAGGAACAGCGAUUCUAAUACGAAACACAGCCUUCUGUGCAUUUGUUGUUACGGAUGCCAUUGCCUUUUCAUGCUCCGCGGGGACUAUGUUCAUAUACUAUUUCAUGGCGGACACAAGACGUUCAUCAAAAGAUUAUACAGAAAUGUAUCCACUUUUAUGGAAACUUUAUAACGACGCAAUCUUUCUGCAAGGUAUGGCAAUGUUUGUAGUUGUAAUUGCAUUUGUAUCUGGUAUGUAUGCAACGUUAGCACAUUCAGCAGCUCUUGCCAUUUCUGUCUGUAUCAUCGGCUGCACCUCUUUCCUCAUCUACUUUUGGGUUUAUUUUCGCGGUGUCCAGAAUUUAAUAAGAACAGAACAGAGUGGAGAGACAUGAAUGCAUGCUAGAUAUAUACAACAAACAUAC
Solanum stenotomum is the source of this 600-nucleotide messenger RNA. RefSeq names its product protein ACCELERATED CELL DEATH 6-like. Bases 16 to 570 code for a protein of 184 amino acids. Lineage: Eukaryota; Viridiplantae; Streptophyta; Magnoliopsida; Solanales; Solanaceae. The transcript has a single exon. The record is from RefSeq and is a predicted model, not a curated record. Gene Ontology annotation, molecular function: protein phosphatase 1 binding; protein phosphatase regulator activity. Gene Ontology annotation, cellular component: plasma membrane.